Messenger RNA from Symbiodinium sp. CCMP2592, 735 nucleotides. The record is from the annotation of a GenBank genome assembly. NCBI's taxonomy places the organism in Eukaryota, Dinophyceae, Suessiales, Symbiodiniaceae.
AUGGCAAAGGGCUUGUUGGCCGCUUCUUGGGAUGCAGGCCCAACGCUGCUGGAGCCUGGCGAUCUAAGGUUCAGGAGUUUCCAUGCGACAUCGCUUGCUGCGCUGGAUGAGGCACGUGCUGCCUCGGAGGCAGUGGCUGCACUUCUCCCUAGGCGGCGCAGCGCUCAAGACUGGCUUGGCAACCAUGAUGCAGGCUUGGUCCCGGCAUGUGGCAGUCGUGCUGUGCCUUCACGACGGGGCGACAUCGGCACUUCUUUCCUGGGCUCCGACUCGUCGGCGUCAUCUUUUCAGCAACAGUGGCAGGGGCCACCUCCUCAACAGCAAAACUUCCAGCAGCAACAACAAUUCCAGCAGCCACCGCCGCAACAACAACAAUUUCAGCAGCAGCAGAACUUCCAGCAGCAAGGCCAAAUGCAGGGACCACCGCAGCAAAACUUCCAGCAGGGCCAGGGUCCGCCACAGCAGGGUGGCUAUCAACAGCAGGGUGGCUAUCAGCAAGGCUAUCAGCAGCAGGGAGGAUAUCCGCCAAACCAGCAAGGAUACUACCAGGGGCAGCCCGGACAACCAGGUUACCAGGGUGCCCCGCCGCAGGGUGCAGCCAGGAGCCCAUCAUCCGGUUCGAAGGCGGCGCUUAUGGCAGGUGUCAUGUCCCCGUUUGGCAUCGCCAUCAUCGGAGCCGGCCUCUACUUCUACUGCAAGCACAGCUGGCAAGCUUCAGUUAUAUUGCGAGGUUGA